Gryllus bimaculatus (two-spotted cricket) is the source of this 177-nucleotide messenger RNA. The record is from the annotation of a GenBank genome assembly. Lineage: Eukaryota; Metazoa; Arthropoda; Insecta; Orthoptera; Gryllidae.
CGUAGCAACGAAAAAGAAGAGACACGUGUUGCUCUAAUAACAUUAGUUGUUCCGGCCAUUUGGUUCCCGUUCCGAAUUCAACCCGCGCGUUGCACUAAGUAUUUUAAUCCAGUUCUUUAUUCCUGUAUGAAAUUAUUGACACUUGAAUGGCGUACGAUGGCUUCCAAAGAAGAGAUU